Triticum turgidum subsp. durum (durum wheat) is the source of this 1101-nucleotide messenger RNA. The record is from the annotation of a GenBank genome assembly. NCBI's taxonomy places the organism in Eukaryota, Viridiplantae, Streptophyta, Magnoliopsida, Poales, Poaceae.
AUGGCGCCCGCUUGCUCCCUCCCCGCCCUUCUCCUCCUCACCCUCGCGGUGCUGUCCCCCACCCCGGCCGCGGCGGCGCGGUUCGCGUGCAACGCCACGGCGCCGCGGGCCUCCACCUGCCAGGCCCUCGUCUCCUACUCCCCGCCCAACGCCACCACCCUGGCCGCCGUCCGCGCGCUCUUCCAGCUCCGCUCGCACCGGGCGCUGCUCGCCUCCAACGACCUCCCGCUCUCCACGCCCACCACCGCGCCGGCCCCGUCCCCGGUCCGCGUCCGCCUGCCCUGCCUCUGCUCCGGGGGCGCCGGCGCCACCUUCCAGCGGCCCACCUACAAGGUCCGCGCGGGCGACACGCUCGACGCCGUCGCCCGCGGCGCCUUCGCGGGGCUCGUCACGUACCGCGACAUCGCCGCCGCCAACAACAUCUCCGACCCCAACCGGGUCGCCGUCGGCCAGGAGCUCUGGGUGCCGCUGCCCUGCAGCUGCGACCCCGUCGGAGGGGAGCCCGUCGUGCACCUCACGUACGUCGCGCCUGCCGGGAGCUCCGUCGCCGGGAUUGCGGAGGAGUACGGGACCACGGAGGAGACGAUUCUGGCCCUCAACCGCAUGCCCGACGCCAAGAGCCUCCUCGCCGGCCAGGUCCUCGACGUGCCGCUCCGAGCUUGCUCUUCUGCCAUUAGCAACUCGGCCAUCGACCGCAACCUCCGCGUCCCCAACGCGAGCUACAUCCUGACGGCCAACAACUGCAUCAUGUGCGGCUGCAGCUCCACCAGUUGGCAGCUGGACUGCCAGCCGACGCAAGGGUUGACACCCUCCUGCCCGGCGGCGAAAUGCGGAGAUCUGUUCCUCGGGAACACGUCGACGUCCGCGACCUCGGCCUGCGAGAGCACGACGUGCUCCUACGCCGGCUACACCAACGGCACCUCGUUCACCAUCCUCGCCAACCUCACCACCAGCUCCGUGUGCAACGCUGCUGGGAUAUCGCCGGCCGCGCAGCCGGCCCACUCCUCGGCGUCCAGAUUGGGGUCGCCGGCGCGGUGGUCGGAGCUGAUCGUCGGGCUCCAUGUCGCUCUGCUGUGCCUCGGGUUUCUGCGCCGUGACUGA